Molecule: messenger RNA, 7955 nt
Organism: Sardina pilchardus (European sardine)
Lineage: Eukaryota; Metazoa; Chordata; Actinopteri; Clupeiformes; Clupeidae
Product: alpha-tectorin-like
Exons: 27
Coding region: 116-7153 (2345 amino acids)
Biological process (GO): cell-matrix adhesion
Molecular function (GO): protein binding
Source: RefSeq, a predicted model, not a curated record
ACAAGAGCAUUGCAAUCACAUUAUUCUGCACAACCUCAACCACAUUACUGAUAUCAGCAGCUGAGAAGAGUGAACCCUAUCCUGCUUGUGAGAGAGACCGGGUGCAGCAGUCAACAUGGGCUUCACUGUCUGUGUGUGUGUGCUAUCUGCAGUGAUGCUGAUUAUGGGUGAACUCUCAGCAGCACAAGGUUUCUCAACAAUUGCAACAUCUCCAUCGAGUACAACAGUAACUACAGCAGCAUCUCCAGAGCCAACAACAACAACAACUGAAGAGACUACAACUGCCUCCGUGUCAACUGCACUAAUGUCAUCAACAACUACAUCUCCAUCAACAACUGCAACAUCUCCAUCAAGCAGCACAACAUCUCCAGAACCAACAACAACUGAAGAGACUACAACUGCUUCGGUGUCAACUGCAGUAAUGUCAUCAACAACUACAUCUCCAUCAACAAUUGCAACAUCUCCACCAAGUAGCACAGCAACAUAUCCAGAAUCAACAACACCAACUGAAGAAACAACAACUGCUUCUGUGUCAACUGCAGUAAUAUCAUCAACGACUGCAACACCUCCAUCAAGCAGCACUGCAAUAUCUCCAGAACCAACAACAACAACAACAACAACAACAACAACUGAAGAAACAACAACUGCCUCUGUCUCAACUGCGGUAAUGUCAUCAACAUCCACAUCUCCAUCAACAACUGCAACAUCUUCAGAACCAACAACAACUGAAGAAACAACAACUGCUUCUGUAUCAACUGCAGUAAUAUCAUCAACGACUGCAACAUCUUCAUCAACCACUGCAACAUUUCCAUCAACAACUGCAACAUCUUCAUCACGUACAACACUAACUUCGGCAGCUUCUCCAGAACAAACAACAACAGAGGCAAUAACCACUUCAGCAUCAACAGCAGUAAAAACGACUGCAACAUCUCCACUGACUACCUCCACUGGCAUGCCUGCUAUAUUCUAUCCCUAUGGACUUGGAGACCACGUGAACAACCGUGCACUUGAUGGGAGUUCCCCUCCUAUCAAACUGCUUCAACCAUUUACAUUUUUUGGAGUGACAUACAACCAGACAUUUGUAAAUAACAAUGGUGACCUCACCUUUGACAGUUCAUGGUGGAGAUAUUAUCCUUACCAAUUCCCGGGAUAUGGGCACCGAGAUAUCAUUGCCCCGUUCUGGACAGAUAUGGACAACCGAGGCAAUGGCAUCAUAUCCUACCAACAGUACACCAACGGCAGUGUUCUCCAGCAAGCCACUACAAACAUUAACCAGUACUUCCCUGAGUUGAGCUUCUCAGCUUCCUGGGUCUUUGUUGCAACAUGGGACAGAGUGGCAUACUAUUCCCUUUCAGGCACAGAGACAUCAUUCCAAGUGGUGCUGAUCUCAGGGAGUCAAUACACAUUUGUUAUGAUGAACUAUGGAGUCAUCGCCCCAACUCAAUGGAAUGUCCAGGCUGGCUAUGACACAGUCAAUUCCACUCAUCAUUUUUCAAUUCCUGGAUCAUUCAUGAGCAACAUUACAAAUAUAAGGCUCACAAGCAAUGUUAACACACCAGGUCGUUGGGUGUUUAGAACUGACCAUGGUCUAAGGGGCUGUCAUUUCAAAAACUCAUCUGUGCAGGUGGGGGACUCUUUCUGGAUAGAUGGCACCUGUCAGCAGAGAUGCACCUGCGUCAGUGGAGGCCUCCUCCAGUGCCAGCAGCAGCCCUGCAGCUUCUCCCAGGCGUGUCGUCCAGCAUCCUCCCAGUACUCCUGCCAGAAUAUUCAGCGCCGCACCUGCACCAUCUCUGGAGACCCCCACUACUACACCUUUGAUGGGAAAGUCUUUCACUUCCAGGGAACCUGCACAUACGUCCUUUCAGAGGCUUGUGGCAAUGGACUGCCGUACUACCGGAUUGAAGGGAAGAAUGAACAUCGGGGCAGCACACAUGUGUCUUGGACACGUCUUGUAAGAGUGUGGGUUUAUGAUGAGGAAAUUGAACUUGUUAAAGGCAACCAGUACCAAGCAAUGGUGAAUGGUAGCUUUGUGACGACCCCAUUUACCCUCCGACAAGGGUCCAUCCGAGUCUACCAAUCAGGUUUCUCUGUGGCUGUGAGUACAGAUUUUGGUCUGCUGGUCACCUACGAUGCCAAUCACUAUGUUAGAAUCUCAGUACCCUAUGAGUACCAGAAUGCAACCUGUGGCCUGUGUGGCAACUUCAACUUCCACCCUCAUGAUGACUUCAGAACCCGCGGUGGGCAGCUUGUGAGCUCAGACGUGGAGUUUGCUAACAGCUGGAAGGCGGAAGGGGACACUGACCCUGGCUGCCAGGACGUGCGAUGUGCAGGACUUGCUUGUGCUGCCUGUACCGAUAGUCAAAGGACUCUUUAUGGAAACACGGCCCACUGUGGUAUCUUAAGCAACAGUGUCGGUCCGUUUGCCUCCUGUCACUCCGGGCUGUCUCCACAGACCUUUGUAGAAAACUGUGUGUAUGAUCUGUGUGUGGGUGAUGGCUACCAGCCCAUUCUCUGCCAAGCACUCAAUGUGUACGCUGCCCAGUGCCAACAAGAGGGCAUCCAGUUGGGCCAGUGGAGAAGCCAGGGAUUCUGUGAAAUCCCCUGUCCAGCCAACAGUCACUUUGAAUCUCAAGGAACUGGGUGCCCUGCAACCUGCAGCAACCCCAACUCCCCCCAGAAUUGCCCUCUGCCCAACCAGGAGAGCUGCAUCUGCAAUGCUGGCCAUGUCCUAAGCGGUGGGGAAUGUGUUCGGCAGAAUGACUGUGGCUGCACCUUCGAGGGGCGGUACUACACAGCUGGGGAGACAGUGGUGCUAGACCAGGACUGUGGGAGGAGUUGCCACUGUACUCAAGGGUCAAUGACCUGCCAGGCACACAGCUGCAGUGAGCUUGAGGUGUGUGGGGUCCAUGGUGGUGUGCGGGGCUGCAGACCUGUCAGCUACUCCACCUGCUGGGUGGAGAGCUUUGGGUCUUACCGCAGUUUUGAUGGACAGACCUUCAACUACCCAGGUGCCUGUAGUCUGACACUGGCUAGGGUCAGGGGACAAUCACAAUUACCUCACUUUCAAGUAACUGUUGAGAAAGUUCCCACAGGGCCAAGAGAUUUUGUCAGACAUCUACAGUUUGAAGCAAAAGGAACACAAGUCUCGGUGGAGAUGGGAGAGGGGGGCACAACUAAGGUGGAUGGGCAAACAGUGGGCCUUCCAUUCAGGGUCAACCCCGGUCAUAUUCGCAUCUACCACAGCAGUGUAAAGGGUGUUGUCAUAGAGACCAACUUUGGAGUGUUGGUAAGGGCUGACUGGCCACACGUCAUCCGCAUCACCGCUCCAGGCAACUACAACGGCACUCUAGGAGGCCUGUGUGGAAAUCUGAAUGGAGACCCUCAUGACGACUUCUUCUCCCCUACUGGAAUUCCCCUCAACGACUCUCAGCAGUUUGGGGACAGCUGGAGAGAUGGCUCCCUGUCAACACACUGUGUAGAACCUCAGGUCUGGGAACCCGGACACUACCAGAACACCAGCCAGUUUAGGGACCUCUGCGGCAUCAUGGGAUGGGCACAUGGGCCUUUUGGCCAGUGCCAAGCAAGUCUUGAUCCCUGGAGCCGAAUUGAAGACUGUGUCCAGACUCUAGUGAGGACGCAAGGUGCUCGAGAGGGACUGUGCGAGGCACUGCGUGGCUUCUCCCUGCUUUGCCAACAGAGUGGCAUCAUAGUUGGGGAAUGGAGGAACAUCACUAACUGUGAUGCAACCUGCCCAACUUACAGCCAUUAUGAGCUAUGUGGUACGUCCUGCCCUGCUUCCUGCCCAAGCCUGUCUUUCCCCUUCCUGUGCACCCAGCAGUGCCAGGAGGGGUGCCAGUGUAAUGACGGGUUCCUCCUGAGUGGGGAUCGCUGUGUGCCACCCACGGGUUGUGGCUGCCACCACGGCGGGCGUUACAGACAGAGUGGAGAGCGCUACUGGUACGGCGAGGAGUGCCAGUUCCAGUGCCAAUGUAAUGGCAUUACUGGGCAGUCACAAUGCACUGCCUCUUCUUGUGCUGCUCAGGAGUCUUGUCGAGUCGUGGACGGACAGUAUGGCUGCCAUCCCAAACCUGAGGCCACCUGCUCGGCCUCUGGAGACCCACACUACACCUCCUUCGACAGACGCACCUUUGAUUUCCAGGGCACUUGUCGUUACAUCCUGGCAUCAGUUUGCAAUGGAACACAAGAUCUACCUCACUUUCAGGUAGAGGCCAGGAAUGAGGCAUGGAAUGGUCUGCAGGUCUCCAUCACUGUGGCUGUUUACGUCAAUGUGUCUGGACAUCUCGUAUACAUCUCAAAAUACAACCAGGGGACUGUGCAGGUGAAUGGGGAGACAAGAAACUUGCCGAUUGUUCUUGAUCAGGGAAGAGUGUCGGUGUACGCCAAUGGGCUUCACACAUUUGUGAAAACAGACUUUGGUCUAACUGUCAGUUAUGACGGCCGGUGGGUGUUGGACAUCACAGUACCAUCCAACUACAGUGGAGCUACAUGCGGUUUGUGUGGUAACUUCAACGGCUUCCAGGGUGAUGACUUCACGGUCCAUAAUGGCAGUUCAGGCUCUCUUGCCCUCCCUGUCUCUGAGUUUGGGGACUACUGGACGGUUGAUGACGGCAUUCCCUGUACUGGAGGUUGUGGAAACUCCUGUCCAGUGUGCCAAGAUGACUCGACAGCCCGUGCCAUGUGUGAGCUACUCAGAGCUAGCAAUGGACCACUAAGCUUCUGCCAUUCCCAUGUGGAUCCCCAGCAAUUCUUCAACGACUGUGUGUUUGACGUGUGCUUGUCUGGGGACAGAAACGAAGUCCUCUGCCGUGCAAUGGAAGCAUACGUCAGUGCAUGCCAAGAGAAAAAUGUCAUUGUUUACCCCUGGAGACAAAACUCCACCUGCCAAAUGGAGUGUCCAGAAAACAGCCACUACGAUCUGUGUGGUACAGAGUGUGGGCACACCUGUGCCAGCAGCAUUGAUGCCAGCUGUGACAGGACGUGUGCUGAGGGCUGUUUCUGCGAUGAUGGAUUUGUGAGGAGCGGGGGGCGCUGUGUGCCUGUGGAGCAGUGUGGCUGUCUUUAUGACGGCUUCUACUUUGAUAUCGGAGAACAGUUCUGGACACAAGACUGUUCGCAGCGCUGUGAGUGUUUUGCCCCCAAUGACCUUCGCUGUAUCCAGUCCUCUUGCCCUCCAAGUCAGGAAUGCUCAGUCAAAGAUGGCCGCCGGGGUUGCUAUGGUCAAAAGUCAACCUGCACGGUCUGGGGAGACCCUCACUACUUCACCUUUGAUGGGGCUGUGGCUCACUUUCAGGGCACCUGUGCUUAUGAGAUUACCCACACCUGUGGCAACAUGAGUGAUGAUGCCCUGGCCUUCCGUGUAGUAGCCGCUAACAGGCACCGUGGCAACUUAGUUGUGUCUUUUGUGUCCACUGUGGAUGUUUGGCUCUCUCAGGGAGGAGUUCAAAGCCACAUCAGCAUUGGACAGAACAGGAGAGUCAAGGUUGAUGGUCAAGAUAACAAUGCAAACAGCAUACAGGUUGGCUCCCUGGCGCAGUUGACUCGUGAGUCAGGAUUUGUGGUUGUGAAUGCCUCAGGAGAGCUGGUGGUCCAGUUUGAUGGUCGUAGUAGACUGCUAGUCAGACUGAGUCCAGAUUAUCACCAAUCUGUGUGUGGAAUGUGUGGCAAUCGCAAUGGCAACCCAGCAGAUGACAAAGUUCUGCCCAAUGGCACUCUGGCCCAGACUGACAAUGAAUUCGGUCAAAGUUGGAAAUCAGAUGCAAGCAGUCCUGGAUGUGGAGCCAGUGACCGAAUUGGAGACGACACGUGUGUAUUUGAAGCAGAAUACACAGAUCUGUGCAGCAUCAUCACCAACAGCAGUGGCCCAUUUCAGCAGUGCCACCUACAUGUUGAACCACAGGCCUACUUCACUUCCUGUGUGUACGAUCUCUGUGCCUACACACCAGCCAAUAGCAUGCUGUGCUCAGCAGUGGAGGCCUAUGAGACAGCUUGCAAUGUGCUGGGGCUCCACACACCAGAAUGGCGUUCUGCACUGCAUUGCUCUGCAGUUGACCCUUGUGAAGAGCUGGACUGCACUGAGGAUGAGUGGUGUGGCCAGAAGGAUGGAGUCUGCGGCUGCUUCUGCAAUGAGGAUCACCCGAGACCUCAUCCUGAGUGCUAUGACUCUCAGGAGUUCUGUUCCAGCAGCACAGGCACCAUGUCUUUGUCUCGCUGCCAGCUGUUUGAGGCAGGCUUCUUGGCUGACUCCCUCCGCCUCAAUGACCCCAGCUGCAACGGCACACUCCAAGAUGGCAGAGUGGAGUUCCUCUUCGACAAUGACAACCACAUUUGUGGGACCUCACUAAAGAGUAACAGCACCCACUUCAUCUAUGAGAACUCCAUCCAUGGGGAGGCCAACUCAGCCAGCGGUCCCAUCAGCAGAGAGAGACAGAUAGACCUGCUCUUCUGCUGUGUCUACCCCCUCACACAGACCCUCUCCAUGAAUAUAGAAAUCAACCCACUGGAGAGCCAAAUUACUAAGAAGCUACCAGGAGGGGAAGGAAGCUACCAUGUCCGUAUGAUUCCCUAUGAAGAUGCAGGAUUCUCCCAUGCGUUCUCUGGGAGGGUGAAUGUGAGAGUGAAUCAGCAAAUCUACGUGGCUGUUCAAGUGGAUGGAGUAGAUAGCCGCCAGAUCGCCAUAGUGAUCGACUCCUGCUGGGCCACUCCUGUCAAUCAGCCAAACUACCACAUCCGAUGGGACCUCAUCAGAAACGAGUGUGCUAAUCCCAAUGACAACACAGUGGAGCUGGUGGAGAAUGGGGUCAGCACAACAGGCCGAUUCUCCUUCAGGAUGUUCACCUUCCAUGCAAACUCCUCCAGGGUUUACCUGCACUGCAGCAUCCACCUGUGCUUGAUGGCAAACAAUGACUGCACAGCUCACUGUUACCCAGGUUACCAUCAGAGGCAUCGUCGUUCUGUUGAUUUCCAUGACAGCGCCUCCAUCUCUCUGGGGCCUCUGGUUUUGGCCAAUGGCAAUGAAGAGGGGAGAAACUUGUUUGUCCCGCCACCUGUGAGGGUGUCUAAGGCCUCGGGUCUGACGGCAUCUCUGAUGGUCCUGCUCCUGUCUUUUCUCCCUCUCAGGGCUCUGCUCAUCUAACACACAACACACAGCACAGCUACCCAACAGCUACACAACUUAACACAACACACAGUACAGUUACAUUAGAGCUACACAACACAGUUACACAACAGCUACACAAUGCAACGUAACACACAGCACAGCUACACAACCACCUGAUCUGACACACACAUAUUCAAAGAUGAAAGGCCAAUACUUUUACACAUCACUGAUUUACAUCAUAGCCCAAUAUGCGGUUUCAUUCAGCUGUGAUCUUACUAUAGGCAUUGUGAUUUAAAUUUGCUAAGGGGUUUUCUGACACUUUUUACUGGUAAGUUCCUUUCAACAUUUGAAGAUGUGAAAAUACUGUGAUGAUAUAUGGGCUUAUAUGGAGUAUUCUAGAACCCUGGGCUUUUUUCAGGAUAAUUUUGAUAGCUUUGAUUUUUUUUCCUUGGUUAUUAAAAGGGCCAUCUUUGUAUACUACAUAAGAUGUUUUGUAGGACAUGUCUAAGCUAUCCAAAUUUGACAUGUAUGUGUAUCACUUAUAUGAUUGUAGCGCGGCUCGGAUAUGCUUGUGUUACGUUCAUGCAAGGGGUUAUGGGGGAAAUGUAGCCUACGGCUAAGAUUCUAGUUAAGCAGCCUGUUGUCAUAAGAUAGUUGACGGGUACGCAUUAUAUAGGUGUACUAGACUAGUCAGCUGAUGUGUUGUGGGAUAAGGGGUUUAUGUUACGGGAUGCCACCCAUGUUGUGGGAUAUAGCCACGGGGAUCUUAAACAGGCCACUUCCAUGUAAUGUCAUUCUUCAUGUUCAUCUGGUAAUAAACAUUUCCUAACAGAGUAAU